AUGGAAGUAUCUGGAAAAGCUGAAAAAUUAUUAGAUGUCGUUCCAUUUUCGUUUAUAUUAGGAUUUUACACUGAUGUUGUCUUGUUUCGAUGGUGGAGAUAUUUUAGCAGUAUACCUUACCCUGAUAGAUUAGCCUUUUUAAUAUCCACACAUAUCCAUGGCACGGAAGAGAGAGCAAGACUUAUAAGGAGAACAUUAAUGAGAUAUAUUAAUUUGACAUUUAUAAACGUAUUCAGAAAUUUGGCAAUUUCCACAAGAAAAAGAUUUCCUACAUUAGAUCAUUUAGUCGUAUCCGGCAUCUUAAUUGAAAACGAAAAAAAGAUAUUGCAAACAUUUGCUCCAGGAGACGUGUGGUGGGUAACUUUAAUAUGGUCAAUAGCAUUAAUUAAUAAAGCGCGUUCUGAGGGUUACAUAAGAGAUCAAUUUAGCACAAUAGAUCUAAUAAAAGAGUUAAUGAAAUUGAGAGGAAAUAUGGGAAGAUUGCUGGGGCAAGAUUGGAUAAGUUUUCCAUUAGUAUACACUCAAGCAGCUGAAGUAUGUUUAAAUCCUAUGGGCGAGGAUGACGAUGAUUUUCCUAUUAACUGGUUAAUAGAUAGAAAUCUUUACAUAUCUUAUAUAUUGAUUGAUGAAAUGCACCAAGUAUGUCCACCAAUAAUCAAGGAUAAUUUCUGGGAUAAAGAAAUAGCUCGACUUCCUUAUAAUCAGGCCACUAAAAAAUUUAAAAUUUUCCAGCCAUUUGAAGGUUCUGCUGCAAAACUCAUGGAAACUAUAAAUGAAAAACCCGAUAUCUCGAAAUUUUCUGAUAAUGCUGAAUCUGAAAAGGACAGGAUAUUAAAUUUGGAGUCAAAUUUAGCCGGCCAAGAAAAAGAAGACCCAAAGAUUCUUGAAAAAUUACCCGAAAAUGAUUUAUUAUUUAGAUCUUUGGAUAAAACUGGAAGCGAAAAAUCUUAA
Gordionus sp. m RMFG-2023 is the source of this 951-nucleotide messenger RNA. Its product is annotated as bestrophin-3-like. The record is from RefSeq and is a predicted model, not a curated record. Lineage: Eukaryota; Metazoa; Nematomorpha; Gordioida; Chordodea; Parachordodidae. The transcript is spliced from 9 exons. The coding region runs from base 1 to 951 and encodes 316 amino acids. Gene Ontology annotation, molecular function: chloride channel activity.